This is a messenger RNA of Staurois parvus, 395 nucleotides long. The record is from the annotation of a GenBank genome assembly. Lineage: Eukaryota; Metazoa; Chordata; Amphibia; Anura; Ranidae.
CGGUCAUGUGAUCAGCUGUGUCCAAACACAGCUGAUCACAUGGCACUGAUGAUCAGUGUAGCCCCAGCAGUGCCACCUGUCAGUGUCCAUCAGUGCCUUGUGUCACUGCUCAUCAGUGCCUCGUGCCAGUGCCCAUCAGUGCCACAUCAAUGCCACAUAUCAGUGCCUACCAGUGCACAUCAAUGCCGCAUAUCAGUGCCCAUCUGAGCUGCCUUUCAGUGUCACCCAUCAGUGCCAGUCAGAGCCACCUAUCAAUGCCAAUCAGUGCCGCCUAUCAGUGCGCAUCAGUGCCGCCUAUCAGUGCGCAUCAGUGCCGCCUAUCAGUGCCGUGUCAGAGCCGCCUAUCAGUGCCAGUCAGUGCUGCCUAACAGUAGCUGCUGGGGGUAGCUCUAAGU